AUGAUAAUUUUUCUUAGUGAAUUGCAAAAGGAACAUCUGGAUAUAUUGCAUAAACAGUCUACGCAAGUUGUUGUUGACUAUUGUAAACUUACAAUAGAUUAUUUAAAUAAUGGUUUUAACCAAAAGAAAUGUAGCCUAGCUGCGGAAAAACUAAACGUUUCACCAACCAAUAUUCAAAAUUCGAUUCAAGCCUUAGCAUAUCUUAUAGUAGAAGGAUGUAAACAUAAUCUCUCAGAAUUAGACUUCAAAUCGUCCUUGGCCAUAGCUGGAUUUACAGAUGAAAAGCAACAAGUUAUAUUAAAGUUAUACAUUACAAAAAAGGUAGAGUUAUCAAGUGCAUUAAAUAUACUACAGCAAACAGACCUAAGCUAUCAAGAUUUGACAUGGAGGUUUGAAGUACAGAUAGCUUCUCGGAGGUGUAAUCGCAUGAUCAACCCAAUGGUUGCUUUAAAUUUGGUUGUCACUACACCGAAGAAUUUUGGACAAAAAGAAGAUCAUACAUAUAGACAGGAUGUUUUUAUUAAAAAGAAUAGAAUAACUUCUUUAUACACUGAUUCUUCUGUACAGAGUGCUAAAACAGCAAGUCAAUGUCAAAAAGUUGUUAAUCAUGUUUUAUUGCAAUGUGAUAUACCAAAUUUAUUACAUCUUACAAACAAAUUAGAACAAGCCUUAAAAGAAUCGAAAAGUCAGCAUGUUAGAAAAAUUCAAAGGGCUCUAUAA
Parnassius mnemosyne (clouded apollo) is the source of this 720-nucleotide messenger RNA. The record is from the annotation of a GenBank genome assembly. Lineage: Eukaryota; Metazoa; Arthropoda; Insecta; Lepidoptera; Papilionidae.